AUGGCCUCGCGCUCCUCCGCAGCCGACCCAGUUGGCUCCAGCUCCUCGUCUGGGACCCCAUCACCGGCCACCGACGCUGUGUCCGCCUCGGCCGGCUCGGGGGGCACGUCCAGGCUGAUCACGGCGGACGCGUUUUGCCACAACGUCUGCCUGAAGCCCAACGCGUUGGUGGUGGACAUGGUGUACUGGUUGCUUGAAGAUGACGACGGUGGCAUCCUCGAGCUCCAUUUGAGCAAUGAGAGCUUGGCCUUGGUCGAGCUGCCACCAAGCGCUCAGAGCUUUUACCAGUGGAAGCUCCAGCUGAUGGAAGCCGAGGCCGGCGUGCUGGGAUCUGCUGGCGUGAAGGAGUACAGCCUGCAUCUGUGGGCGCGGGAGGCCAAUUGUGAUGGCACUGCGAAUUGGGUGCUGCGCACUAUCAUUAACCUCAUUGUGUUCGCUCCGCAGCCAGGUGUGACUUCUUGGAUCACGCUGAUGCCGCCUAUCAAGAUAGUUGGGGUUGACGAGGGCAGCAAUUUUGUUUUUCUAAGGACGAUAUUUGGAAUCUUUACGGUCAUCUUCGACGACACCGCUCUGCUCGAGAAAGUGUCUGCUGAUGAACUCAUGGGGUUUGUUCAUCCCUACUCAAGCUUUUUUGUCGCAGGAAAAAUAAGGUCAGCAUUAGGUGAUGGAAGUAGCAUAGCAGUAUUGGCAACUAAUGUCUCUUUGGCUUUUGAGGCUCCUUUGUUCUUUUGUCUUGAUCUUUCUGCUGACAGGAGUAACUUGAGGAUAGCGAAAUCAAAGUCUGCUGCUACUGAACAGCCAGGAUAA
This is a messenger RNA of Miscanthus lutarioriparius, 807 nucleotides long. The record is from the annotation of a GenBank genome assembly. Lineage: Eukaryota; Viridiplantae; Streptophyta; Magnoliopsida; Poales; Poaceae.